ACAUAUGGGCUAAUCUGAUGCAUCAACCAAAUGUCACAUGGCAAAACAAUGUGAUAAAAUCGUGAUUAUUAUGAUCACUCAAAAUUUGGAUAUGAUUGGCUAAUUAUUUGAAAAUCAAAAUUACCGUGAUUUGUGAAACAGGUCUAAUUUUUAUUCUUUAGAACAAUGAACGCCAAGAAUAAAAAAAGCUCUUUUAAUAAAACUACGUGUUCUUUAUGUCAAUUUACUGACAAUUCAACCCGUCUCUAUACAAAAACUAAACUUUCUUUACACCAAAAACAACUACAUCCCAAUAAUCGCGUAAUUCCACAUAUACAACAACUUUUACUUGAUAGUAUUUCUGAUACUCAAGUUCGAAGUUUUUGGAGUUCCUUGCUAGUCAGAAUUGAAAAAAAGCUUUCAUAUCACCGUUCCAAAAGUGGAGUCAGGCAAUUGACAUGCGAACCAUUUAGUGAAGAAUUAUUUGUUAAAAUUUUUUCUAAUGAGGAAAGCUUCACCUAUAUACCUUAUUUAAAAAAAUAUAAAUGCGUAUUUACAGGAGAAGCAGGAUAUAACCGAUUAGGAUACUUAUUUGAUUGUAAAGAUUGGGGAGAAAAAAAUCACGUUAGCGGAACAAAGGCUUAUGUGUUUAUGGAGAAUGAAAAGCGGAAAAAGGAUGUAACUUUUAUUUGGUCUGAUUUUGUAGUAACAAGAAUUCGUGAUGGCAAAAAACCUUUAAUUUUACAUAGUCCAAAAUUGGUGGUUUCUUUUACAAUUUCUGCCGGUUAUUUUGUUAAAAGUCAAGAGGAUGAUACUGAUGCAAACAUUUUUAAGAAAUGCGAAGAAUGUAUUAUGAGUGAUAACUCAAAUAAUGAACCAAAUUUUUAUUUAGAAAUUAACAUUUAA
Rhizophagus irregularis DAOM 181602=DAOM 197198 is the source of this 885-nucleotide messenger RNA. RefSeq lists its product as uncharacterized. The record is from RefSeq and is a predicted model, not a curated record. Lineage: Eukaryota; Fungi; Glomeromycota; Glomeromycetes; Glomerales; Glomeraceae.